Molecule: messenger RNA, 7425 nt
Organism: Vidua macroura (Pin-tailed whydah)
Lineage: Eukaryota; Metazoa; Chordata; Aves; Passeriformes; Viduidae
Gene: ITSN1
Product: intersectin 1
Exons: 39
Coding region: 197-5389 (1730 amino acids)
Biological process (GO): positive regulation of Rho protein signal transduction; clathrin-dependent synaptic vesicle endocytosis; intracellular signal transduction
Cellular component (GO): plasma membrane; presynaptic membrane; cytoplasm
Molecular function (GO): protein binding; molecular adaptor activity; calcium ion binding
Source: RefSeq, a predicted model, not a curated record
UCAGUACGGCGGCCGCGAGGGGCUCCUCGCCCCUCCCCUCAGACGGGGCGAGGGCGGCGAUGGCGCGUCCGGCGGAGGCGGCUGCGGGCGCCGCUCCGGCCCCUCCGGCCCCUCGGUGCCCUGGCCGCGGCCGGGGCUGUGACUAGGGCCCGCACAGACAUGAGGCAUCUAUUAACAAGCUAAAAGUGACAGAACCAUGGCUCAGUUUCCAACACCUUUUGGGGGCAACCUGGAUAUCUGGGCUAUUACUGUGGAGGAGAGAGCAAAACAUGAUCAACAGUUCCAUAGUCUGAAACCAACUGCUGGAUUUAUCACUGGUGAUCAAGCCAGGAACUUUUUUUUCCAAUCUGGGUUACCUCAGCCAGUGCUAGCACAGAUAUGGGCUCUAGCUGACAUGAACAAUGAUGGGAGGAUGGAUCCCUUGGAGUUUUCCAUAGCUAUGAAACUCAUCAAACUGAAGCUCCAGGGUUACCAGCUCCCGGCCGCGCUGCCGCCCGUCAUGAAGCAGCCGCCCCUCGCCCUGCCCGGUGCCCCAGGAUUUGGUCUCGGGGGCAUUGCCAACAUGCCAUCCCUCACCACUGUGGCCCCGGUGCCCAUGGCAUCCAUCCCAGUCGUGGGGAUGUCCCCCCCGCUGGUGUCCUCUGUCCCUGCCGCCGUCCCUCCCCUGGCUAACGGAGCUCCUGCUGUCAUCCAGCCCCUGCCUGCUUUCGCUCACCCCGCCACUUUGCCAAAGAGUUCUUCCUUCAGCCGCUCCGGGCCGGGAGCUCAGCUCAAUGCAAAGCUGCAAAAGGCACAAUCCUUCGACGUGGCCAGCUCUCCUGCCGUGGCAGAGUGGGCCGUGCCUCAGUCCUCUCGGCUCAAGUACCGGCAGCUCUUCAACAGCCACGACAAAACCAUGAGUGGACACUUGACAGGUCCCCAGGCAAGAACGAUUCUCAUGCAGUCAAGUUUACCCCAGGCUCAGCUGGCUACAAUAUGGAAUCUCUCUGACAUCGACCAAGAUGGGAAGCUGACAGCUGAGGAGUUUAUCCUGGCUAUGCACCUCAUUGAUGUAGCAAUGUCUGGUCAGCCACUGCCACCUGCCCUGCCCCCAGAGUACAUCCCACCUUCAUUCAGAAGAGUCCGCUCUGGCAGUGGGAUUUCUGCUGCCAGUUCAGUGUCUGCAGACCAAAGGUUACCAGAAGAACCAGCAUUGGAAGAAGAACAGCAGCAACUGGAAAAGAAAUUGCCAGUGACGUUCGAGGACAAGAAGCGGGAGAACUUCGAGCGGGGCAACCUGGAGCUGGAGAAGCGCAGGCAGGCGCUGCUGGAGCAGCAGCGCAAGGAGCAGGAGAGGCUGGCCCAGCUGGAGAGGGCCGAGCAGGAGAGGAAGGAGCGCGAGCGGCAGGAGCAGGAGCGCAAGCGGCAGCUGGAGCUGGAGAAGCAGCUGGAGAAACAGCGGGAGCUGGAGCGGCAGCGCGAGGAGGAGAGGAGGAAGGAGAUCGAGAGGAGAGAGGCUGCCAAGCGGGAGCUGGAGAGGCAGAGGCAGCUGGAGUGGGAGCGCAACCAGCGGCAGGAGCUGCUGAACCAGAGGAACAAGGAGCAGGAGGACAUCGUGGUGCUGAAGGCCAAGAAGAAAACCCUGGAAUUCGAACUGGAAGCUCUCAAUGAUAAAAGAAACCAGUUGGAGGGGAAGCUUCAGGACAUCAGGUGUCGGCUGUCGACCCAAAGACAAGAAAUUGAAAGUACAAAUAAAUCCAGAGAACUCAGAAUUGCAGAAAUCACCCAUUUGCAGCAGCAGCUACAGGAGUCCCAGCAGAUGCUGGGCAGGCUGAUUCCAGAGAAGCAGCUGCUGAAUGAUCAGCUCAAGCAAGUGCAGCAGAACAGUUUGCACAGGGAUUCCCUUCUCACCAUCAAAAGAGCCUUGGAAGCCAAGGAACUGGCACGGCAGCAGCUCCGGGACCAGCUGGACGAGGUGGAGAAAGAAACCAGAUCUAAACUGCAGGAAAUUGAUAUUUUCAAUAAUCAGCUGAAGGAGCUGAGAGAAAUCCAUAACAAACAGCAGCUCCAGAAGCAGAAGAGCUUGGAAGCUGAGAGGUUGAAACAGAAGGAACAGGAAAGGAAGACAGUGGAGCUGGAAAAGCAAAAAGAAGCUCAGAGGCGGAUCCAGGACCGGGACAAGCCGCGGCUGGAGCGGGGACAGCCAGAGGAAGAACCACAGUGGCAAAAAAAAAUCCAGGAAGAUGAGAAGCAAAAAAGGGAAGAACUACCCAAGAAGAAGGAAAGUGAGGAUAAGGGGAAACAGGAAAUGCAGGAGAAGCUGAGUAAACUCUUCCAGCCCCACCAGGAGCCCAACAAGCCCGGCCAGGCUCCGUGGUCCAACGCAGAGAAAGCUCCUCUAACCAUUUCUGCUCAGGAGGAUGUAAAAAUAGUGUAUUAUAGAGCUCUGUAUCCUUUUGAAUCCAGAAGCCACGACGAGAUCACCAUCCAGCCUGGAGACAUUGUCAUGGUGGAUGAAAGCCAGACUGGAGAGCCAGGGUGGCUUGGUGGAGAACUGAAGGGGAAAACGGGAUGGUUCCCUGCAAACUACGCAGAGAAGAUUCCGGACAGUGAAGUUCCAGCCUCUGCCAAGCCCGUGGCCGAGCCCUCUGCUGCUCCCAAAGUGUCUGUGCAGGAAACCUCCACCCCCCUGGGAGCUCCUGCCCCUCCAGAGGCUCCUGCAGCAGCCAACAACUGGGCAGACUUCAGCUCCACCUGGCCAGCAAACACCAGUGAGAAGGCAGAGAGUGAUAACUGGGAUGCCUGGGCAGCUCAGCCCUCGCUGACCGUGCCCAGCGCGGGGCAGCUCCGGCAGCGCUCGGCCUUCACCCCCGCCACUGUCACCGGCUCCUCCCCGUCCCCUGUGCUGGGCCAGGGUGAAAAAGUGGAGGGGCUUCAGGCCCAGGCUCUGUAUCCCUGGAGAGCAAAGAAAGACAACCACCUGAACUUCAACAAGAACGACGUGAUCACCGUGCUGGAGCAGCAGGACAUGUGGUGGUUUGGGGAGGUGCAGGGCCAGAAGGGCUGGUUCCCCAAAUCCUAUGUCAAGCUCAUCUCAGGCCCCAUUAGGAAGUCCACGAGCAUGGAUUCUGGUUCCUCAGAAAGUCCUGCUAGUCUGAAAAGGGUAGCAUCCCCAGCAGCCAAGGCAGCGGUGUCAGGGGAAGAGUACAUUGCCAUGUACACCUACGAGAGCUCGGAGCAGGGAGACCUCACUUUCCAACAAGGUGACCUGAUCCUGGUGACAAAGAAAGAUGGUGACUGGUGGACGGGAACGCUGGGUGAUAAAUCAGGAGUUUUCCCAUCUAAUUAUGUGAGACUCAAAGAUUCUGAGGCUCCAGGAGCAGCUGGGAAAACAGGAAGCUUAGGGAAGAAACCUGAAAUUGCCCAAGUUAUUGCCUCUUACACAGCAACAGGCCCAGAACAGCUGACUCUUGCUCCUGGCCAGUUGAUUCUCAUCAGGAAGAAGAAUCCAGGUGGUUGGUGGGAAGGAGAGCUCCAAGCGCGCGGCAAGAAGCGCCAGAUCGGCUGGUUCCCGGCCAACUACGUCAAGCUGCUGAGCCCUGGCACCAGCAAGAGCACCCCCACCGAGCUGCCCAGGCCUGCAGCACCCUCAGUGUGCCAGGUGAUCGGCAUGUACGACUACAGCGCCCAGAACGACGACGAGCUGGCCUUCAACAAGGGCCAGAUCAUCACCGUGCUCAACAGGGAGGACCCCGACUGGUGGAAGGGGGAGGUCAACGGCCACGUGGGGCUCUUCCCGUCCAACUACGUGAAGCUGACCACGGACACGGACCCCAGCCAGCAGUGGUGUGCAGACCUGCACCUGCUGGACAUGCUGACCCCCACGGAGAGGAAGAGGCAGGGCUACAUCCACGAGCUCAUCGUCACCGAGGAGAACUACGUCACCGACCUGCAGCUGGUGACAGAGAUCUUCCAGAAACCACUGAUGGAGUCUGAGCUGGUCACAGAAAAAGAAGUUGCCAUGAUUUUUGUGAAUUGGAAGGAGCUGAUUAUGUGCAAUAUAAAACUACUGAAGGCCCUGCGUGUGAGGAAGAAGAUGUCCGGGGAGAAGAUGCCGGUGAAGAUGAUCGGGGACAUCCUGACAGCCCAGCUGCCCCACAUGCAGCCCUACAUCAGGUUCUGCAGCUGCCAGCUCAACGGGGCCGCCCUCAUCCAGCAGAAGACGGAUGAAGUGCCCGAGUUCAAGGAGUUUGUCAAGAGGUUAGCAAUGGAUCCUCGCUGUAAAGGAAUGCCACUAUCAAGUUUUCUACUAAAGCCUAUGCAACGGGUAACCAGAUACCCACUAAUAAUUAAAAAUAUAAUAGAGAACACCCCCGAGAACCACCCUGACCACAGCCACCUGAAGCACGCCCUGGAGAAGGCGGAGGAGCUGUGCUCGCAGGUGAACGAGGGCGUGCGGGAGAAGGAGAACUCGGACAGGCUGGAGUGGAUCCAGGCCCACGUGCAGUGCGAGGGCCUCUCCGAGGGCAGCCCCGAUUGUUUCACUUUAUACAGUGCGUUGUUGUUCUUCUUCUACUUUUCGCAGCAACUCGUUUUUAAUUCAGUUACAAACUGCUUGGGACCACGCAAGUUCCUGCACAGUGGGAAGCUCUAUAAAGCCAAGAGUAACAAGGAGCUGUAUGGUUUUCUCUUCAACGACUUCCUCCUCCUCACUCAGAUCAUAAAACCUCUUGGCUCUUCUGGCACAGACAAGGUCUUCAGCCCCAAGUCCAACCUGCAAUACAAAAUGUACAAAACUCCCAUUUUCCUAAAUGAGGUACUGGUAAAAUUACCCACAGACCCUUCUGGAGAUGAGCCCAUCUUCCACAUCUCCCACAUUGACAGAGUCUACACACUCCGGGCCGAAAGCAUUAAUGAAAGGACUGCCUGGGUUCAGAAGAUCAAAGCUGCCUCAGAACUUUACAUAGAGACUGAAAAGAAGAAGAGGGAAAAGGCCUAUUUAGUUCGCUCUCAGAGAGCAACAGGCAUCGGGAGGCUGAUGGUGAAUGUUGUUGAAGGCAUUGAGCUAAAACCCUGCAGGUCCCAUGGAAAGAGCAACCCCUACUGUGAGGUGACCAUGGGCUCUCAGUGCCACAUCACCAAGACCAUCCAGGACACCCUGAAUCCCAAGUGGAAUUCCAACUGCCAGUUCUUCAUCAAGGACCUGGAGCAGGACGUGCUGUGCAUCACGGUGUUCGAGCGGGACCAGUUCUCCCCGGAUGACUUUUUGGGCAGGACAGAGAUCCGUGUGGCAGACAUCAAGAAGGAUCAGGGUUCCAAGGGACCAGUUACAAAGUGUCUCCUUCUGCACGAAGUCCCCACGGGAGAGAUCGUGGUACGCCUGGACCUGCAGCUGUUUGACGAGCCUUAGGAGAGAGGGGCCAGUGUCAGAAUUGAGCCAGAGUUCACUGCAGGAGGUGUCUACAGAAGCUGUCACCGAGUCCUUGCUGGUGUGGCAUGAAACUACUGCUUGCCCUUCACACGUCAGAGGGUUAUCAAAGCAAACAGGAGCAUCUUUGUGCCUUGAUAAUUCUCACUGAACACAUGAAUCCCAAUUUAGUGAGGAGAUCUCCCUCAAUCUCUCUGUGUGGAAUUUGGCGUUGGUUUCCUGGGCUGGUGAAACAACCCUGUUGUUCCUUGUGCUGCAGUGGGGAUGGCUGGCAAAACACAUGGGUGGCUGUGCUUGCUCCAGGUGCCCUGCUCUUUAAUUCCCCGUGGAGGAGGCAGUGUGGGUGUGUUUGGAGGCUUUCUGAGGGUUUUCCCCUUCAGGAGUUCUGUGCCUAUUGCCUAGCAGAGUGGUGUGUAAAUGCGAGUGAAUGGAAGGAGCAGUUUUGCAGCAAGAAGAUCUUCGAAGAUCUUCAUGAUGUUACUGAAAAGACUUAGAAAAUAAAUAGUCUAUAUCUAUAAACAGAGAAGAUUCUAUUAACAUACCACUUCAUGACUUGUGUCGCCCCUGAAAAUAAAAGCUGUCCAGGCCUUCUGCACAGAGAUGAAUUGCACUCCAGAAGAGUCCAGCCCUCGGUCCCUUUGGGAGUCGUUGUCCCCAGGACUGUAAGUGCUGGGGCAGGAAGCCAAGGGUGAGGCACAGAGCCCUGCUGGGUGUCGUGUGUACCUCCUGGGUACUCCUUCACUGCUGCUGCUCCCAGGCUGAGCGUCACCUGCAGUGGGGAAGAAGAAACAAUCGUGGCUCCAGCUCAGGAAGCGAAGUUCCAGCCUGCAGGGCCUGGUGUGCAGAGCAGUGUGUGGUGCCCAGGUACGGAGCUGAGCCGUGCUCACCUGUGUGCAGGCAGGACACAGGGCCUCGGGGCAGCCCCGGGGGUUCAGGGCAGCCCGUCCUGCAGCUCCCACGGGUGGCUGCUGGAUGUCACCAGAGAGCUCGUGGUGGUGCUGCCAAGUGGGGAACCCAAAGAUCCAGGGCAAUGCCAGGGCUCUCCAUCCGUUUCACUCCAUGGAUAACAACGUCCAGGCCCACGUCCCUGUUUGGCAAAGCUCCCGGCUCCAGGCGGGCUCCAACGUCUGCUUUCCCUCAGGCACACGUGUGAGUGCCCUGCUGAGUCUGGACUCAGGGGACAAAAGAUCCCUGAGAGUCAAAUUCCUCUUUGUUCUGCUUGGAUUCCUUUUGUUCAUGCCCUGCCACGCAUCCACUGGUAUUUUUGUAAGGACUUCAUUCCGGAUGGGAGGUGCCAGCCCGUGUCAUUCGCAUGUGAACGUUCUCGUGGAGCUGUUGUUAGGUUUUGGUGUUCCUUGCAUGUCCUUUCAGUACUGGUUCCCACCUCUCCUGUGUCGGCGGUGUUCUCUAGCACUCCAAGUCUUAUUGGUUUCCAUUAGGAAAUUAGGAUAUAUCCAUAACAGGUAGGUAGAUCAGUAUGGUAAUAAGUGUAAACUGUGCUGGGAAGUGUCUGUGUAUUAUAAUUUCCUAAAAGACCACUGUAAUGUUUCAAGCAAUGGGAAGGAAAAAAAUGUAUGUUGGAGGGACAACAAAGUUUACAUUUCAUACUUUUCAGAAUCGCUUUAUUAUUUAUUUAUUGAAGAUAGUGUAGAAUUUUGUAUCAGAAAUGACAGACAUACUUAUGUAUUUUUUGAAACAAGACAGAGAUACACACUUUAGUUAGAAACUUUCAACUGACCACAUUUUAGAGGGAGUGUGACUUCCUAGGCAUGCAUUUGUUUACCACUAACUGGCUGAAAACACGAUUAAGAGAACUUUAAGUUUCUAUUUUUCAAUGUUGUUAAGAAAAUUGUUUCAAUUAAAAUAUGUAAAUAGUACUAAACCCAUGCUUUCCUAAUUCCAUAUCAAUACAUUUUAUUAAAUAUAAUGUAUAUGAAAAUACACAUUGUUGUGGUAGGAUAAAAAAAAGUGAUAAAAUCUAUUACUGGAGUACCAUUAAAUGUCAUUGUCUAACCUUU